AUGGAGGACAGUCCUCCUGUGCUGAGUCUGCCUCUGGGUGGGGCCACAGGAUUGGCUGGGUCACGAGUCACGGGUCCCAGUAGGGCCACUCAGUUGCCAGUGCCUCAGCCUGUCUGCACCCAGGCUCUCAUUAAAACAGCGUGUUGCUCCACACCGCCUCGUGUUGUCUGUUGGUGCACUCUGGGGGUUCCAACCUAUGCAAGAGCCUUGCAUCUGGUGCUGAAACCCGCGAGGGGCUUCAGUCCACGUCCCCGGUGGACCUACCACCCCUCCAUCUGGGAGAGCAGGCCACAGCAGCCGGACAAAGGAAGCUCCUCAGCCUCUAGUCGUCUCUCUGUGCAUGCACAUCGGUCACUGAUCUCGCCUACUGGCACAGACGUGUUUAUCGGCCAACGCGACCCUCACAAAAAGCUAUCACUGAAGUGGACAGGCCCCUACACUGUGAUACUCAGCACGCCAACUGCAGUGAGAGUCCAAGGACUACCCAACUGGAUCCAUCGCACCAGGGUCAAGCUCACCCCCAAGGCGGUUUCUUCCUCCAAAACAUUAACAGCUAAGUGUUCGUCUGGGCCAAUUUCUCCUACCAAGUUUAAAUUAACCAACAUUUUUUUCUUAAAACCAAAACACAAGGAAGACUAACCACCUGCUUCCAGGAAUGGCCUGUAUCUACCCAACCACUUGCUAUACCUCUCUUCCAACCAAAAGUCUUAAUACAGGAAUAUCCCUCA
Molecule: messenger RNA, 728 nt
Organism: Symphalangus syndactylus (siamang)
Lineage: Eukaryota; Metazoa; Chordata; Mammalia; Primates; Hylobatidae
Source: RefSeq, a predicted model, not a curated record